Molecule: messenger RNA, 3324 nt
Organism: Neltuma alba
Lineage: Eukaryota; Viridiplantae; Streptophyta; Magnoliopsida; Fabales; Fabaceae
Product: pentatricopeptide repeat-containing protein At1g03100, mitochondrial
Biological process (GO): translation
Cellular component (GO): ribosome
Molecular function (GO): structural constituent of ribosome; RNA binding; protein binding
Source: RefSeq, a predicted model, not a curated record
ACUACCCGUUGCUGACUUGGGGGGAAUACUAUGAAAUCAGUUCGUUGCUCCACAAAGUGCAUGCAGUUUUGCUUUCGUUAGCUAACUGUUGUGCACAAACUGAGAAUUGAGCAAGCAAAUAAAAAGAAAGCAAAUUAAAGCACAAAGAUGGGCGUCUGAGAUUGCCCGCUGACUGUGAUUGUGAAUAUAGCUGUCUGGUUUUUUCUUUCCCUGCAAAAUGGUUGUGCUUAGAUGGUUUGCAACUCCUCUUUAUUUUGCUUUAUAUUCAAAUCCUUGAGCAAUUGGCUUUUCAGGCUCAACUUUUUCCUCUUUUUUUUUUUCUGGUGAUUUAGGGGGCUGGCCUGAUAUGAGUUGGAAAGCGGCUGAGAAACUAAUUAGGCACUGGAAGAUUCUCAGAGGGGACAAUGUAAUGAUUAUAAGGGGCAAGGAUAGAGGCAAUAUAGGAAUUAUUAAGCGCAUGAUUCACUCUCGGAAUCGUGUAACUGCUGAGGCCAAAAAUCUGAAUGAAUUCAACCACCGAAGUCUACAUUUCUCAAGUAUGGCUGAAACAAUCUUGGUCCAGGCUCGAGACCCUGGUAAACUGAAUAUGGAAAUAGAAAAAGCUAUCAAUGAGAAUAAAUUAGAUGAUACAUGGAAGCUAUUUGAGCAGCAUAUGCAAAUAGAUGGUUUUCCUAGAAAAUUUAUUGUCAACAAACUUCUAACCACUUUUGUGGAAAGCCUUGAUGUGCAGUGGCUAGAAAAAGCUUAUGGGUUGGUAGAAAAGUCUAUUGAGGAAGGUAAACAGAACUUGUUAGAGAAGGAAGUACUUAUUUAUCUCUGCUUUGGUCUUGCCAAAGCUGGACUGCCAGUUCCUGCAUCAACUGUCUUAAGAAAGAUGAUAAAUAUGGAGCAAUUUCCCCCAGUCACUGCAUGGUCUGCGGUUUUGGCCCACAUGUCACAAACAGCAGAUGGAAGUUAUCUUGCUGCUGAGUUGAUUCUUGAAAUAAGUUAUUUGUUCCAGAACAAUAGAGUGGAUCCUCGCAAAAAGAGCAAUUCACCUUUGGUAGCUAUGAAGCCUGAUACUACUGCUUUUAACAUUGCUUUGGCAGGGUGUCUCCUAUUUGAGACUACUAGAAAAGCAGAGCAGCUUCUAGAUGUGAUGUCUCAAAUUGGUGUCAAGGCUGAUGCAAAUUUACUAAUAAUAAUGGCUCAUGUAUAUGAGAAGAAUGGGCGAAGAGAAGAACUUAAGAAGCUGCAAAGGCACAUAGAGGAAGCACCCAAUCUUACUGAUAUUCAGUUCCGCCAAUUCUUUAAUUGUUUACUCUCAUGCCAUUUGAAAUUUGGGGAUCUAGAUUCAACAUCAAACAUGGUUUUGGAAAUGCUAAGGAAAUCAAAGGAGGCAAAAAAUUCUCUUGCAGCUGCUAAAUUUAUAAGUGACGCAACUGAAGUUAGUCAUAAAUAUUCUACUGGACUUGCUUCUAUGCCAAGCUUGAGUGGCAGAAAGGAUUCAGACUGUUUAGAAUAUGACAAACCAAUGAGACAAAACAUGAUACUCCAACCAACUGAAUCAAUUUAUGUGAAAUUGGUUAAAGGAUUUCUAGAAGUUGGCAAGACCAAGGAUUUGGCAGAGUUUCUAAUCAAGGCAGAAAGAGAAGAUUCCCCGCUUUCCAAUGACAGUUCAGUAUUGGUUCAUGUCAUUAAUUCAUGUAUUUCACUCGGAUGGUUGGAUCAAGCACAUGACCUUCUUGAUGAGAUGCGGCUAGCUGGAAUUAGAACUGGCUCUUCUGUGUAUGCAUCUCUCUUGAAAGCCUAUUGUCAAGCAAAUAAGGCUGCUGAAGUCACUUCACUUUUAAGAGAUGCAAGGAGGGAUGGUAUCCAGCUGGACUUUAGUUCUUAUGAGGUGAUGAUCCAAUCCAGGGUGAUUCAGGAGGAUACAAAGGGAGCGCUCCGUUUAUUCAAAGAGAUGAAAGCGACUAAGAUUCAACAAAGAGUUGAGACAGCAUGACAGCUACUGUCAUGCAAGCUAAAAGUCAUGUACAAAGAUGAAUCUGGGUUGAUGAUGAAUCUUUUGCAGGAAAUCAAAGAAGGACAGAAAGUGAAUUAUGGGGUUCAUGACUGGAAUAAUGUAAUCCAUUUUUUCUGCAAGAAGAGACUGAUGAAAGAUGCUGAAAAGGCUCUGAAGAAGAUGAGGAGCCUAGGCUACACACCAAAUGCACAAACUUUCCAUUCUAUGGUCACUGGGUAUGCUGCUGUAGGAGGGAACUAUCUGGAGGUAACAGAGCUCUGGGGUGAGAUGAAAUCUCUUGCUUCUUCAGUCUCGAUGAAGUUUGAUCAGGAGCUUCUUGAUUCAGUGCUGUAUACAUUUGUGAGGGGUGGAUUCUUCAGUCGAGCCAAUGAAGUUGUGGCAGUGAUGGAAAAAGCUAACAUGUUUAUUGACAAAUAUAAGUAUCGGAUGCUUUUCUUGAAGUAUCAUAAAACAUUAUAUAAAGGCAAAGCUCCAAAGUUUCAGACAGUAACCCAGUUAAACAAGAGGGAAGCAGCCCUGGCUUUUAAAAAAUGGGUUGGCUUGAGUUGAAGUCUUGAUCAAGUAUUCACUCUUUGAAUCUGUCGUCUUUACUCUAGGCUGUUAAAAUUUGGUAUUACAGAAAGCGACAAGGUCAGGAGCAGGGGAUCUUUUCAGUUGAAGCCUCGAUUCAUGCCUCAAAUAUGCUGAUUCCUGAUCCAUUGACGGUAUCGCAUGCAUUCAUACACAAAACUCUAAUGUGUCUGCCUGCAGGAUAACUAGAUAGUAGCCUACUUGUCUCGGUAAUGCAGGAAGCCUUGCUAGGUUGGAAAUCAGAUAUAUUUGAAGAAGGUCCAUACUCCAAAAUCCGUCCGUCCCAAGAUCUUGAAGAUGAGAACCAUCUCAAUCCAUUCAGUCCAUGCAUAUCUUGACGUGACAUCCAACAGUAGUCAAUGCACUUGGAAUGCAAUCGUGAAUGCUUUUGCCAGCCUCGACGCCUAGACUCACUCUCUUGUUUGAACCUUGAAUGGCAUCUAUUUAUUAACCUGUGUCGCUCAUGAACUAUCGAAGAUCCAUCUCCACAGAUUUCCCAAUGAAGGACAAAGCGGACUAUCCAGCUAGAGCAUCUAACCAAUUUGUAUUUUGUUGUUGCGGCUGGCCGCUGAUACCCUGCGAUGAUCUAGAGAAGACUUGGGUGCUAAAAUAGGGAAGGGCGUGCCCGACCAUCGAAACGAUUAUGUGCUUUAUUUCAUUUACGUUGAUAUCCUACUAGGAUAAACAGGAUAUGACCUAAGGCUCUUGCCCUUUUCACCGCCGCUGUUUAUUCAAGUGAAUGAUUAUAC